AUGUGGUGCAAAACGAAAGAAGACUACUCUGAGCAACAAAUUAUGCUGUUCUACGUCGCUCUAUUUCUUCUUGCAGGCUUUUUAGCUUACUUUAUCAAGUGCCUGAUCGAGAGCGGAUUUUUCGUCAAGGUUCAGGUAAAUAAUGCUUCAAAUAGAAAGUAAACGAAAACAAAAAAUAAAAAAUAGAUGCACCAUGAAGAAAAAUCUCUGAGUGAGAGCUUUUCAAAAGUUAGCCAAGCUCAUUUUUGAAUUAAUAAUUUUUAUACAUUCUUAUAUAUAAGAGUGUAUAAGAACUUAGAUCUGAAAACCUCUCAGAACAGAAAACCGAUUGAAAAAAGGUCCAGAAAAGCGCAAUAUGGGCUUUUUACUAAGAAGGUUUCGCUUAUUUUUAUUCAACUGUAUCGUUCUUGCAAGUAAAAAACGAUGUUCACAACAUCAACAAUUAUAAACUGAUUCAAUUUUUUUGAAAAUUCCUAUUCAUUUUUUUGGAUCCAAAAAUAACUUCAUAUUACUAAAUGAGUGAAACUAAAAAAAUUAUACGAAAUCGUAAAAUGAGGUAUGUGUAAAAGUACACACAAAAAGCCAAGAAACAAAAAAAUACCCUUAACAAAAGGUAAAAAACUACGUAGGGAAACAAUGAUAAAUGAGGAACAGUUUAGUUUGAAGUGAGGAGCAUGUGUCCCAUAUCCUAGAAAACUGACAAAAAGAAAGGAAAAUGUAGUAAAAGAGAAAAAAGUCUGAAAUUCGACUUUCCAUAGAGCAAAAUUACGGCGUGGCCUAGUUUUCCAAAUCGACCGACCGACCGACCGACCGAACCGACCGACUUUUCCAGCAUGCCGUUGCUUAGCGCCGGCCACUAAAAUCGUGCAAGAUCGGCUCAAACUCAAUAUUUUAUCCCAAACUAAAGUUUUUUGACUGUUUGACAAAAUGCUCCCUCGUAUGGUUUAAGUUCCAAUGAGAAGUUCGCCGAUUCUAGAUGUGGCUUGGGGUCCCCAGACUUACUCGAAAAUUUCAAGUUGAUUUGAAUUGGCCGCAGAGCUUAAUUUACUGGAUUUUCUCGUUGAUAAUUCCCACCAUGGAGAUAGUAUAUUCAAUCGUCAGGCAAAUAAGACAAUAAGACGAUCGACCUUAUAAAGAAUGGAAAAAAAAAAAUCCUCUUUCGCCCUUGAGAGAAAAAAAUUCAGCUUUUUGAUAUCUUUUUGAUAUCUUUUUGAUAUUUUUGAUAUAUAAAAAAGCUGAUUCAAUUUUAAAAAAAUCAUUGCGAAAUAAUAAAAGAAAAAAUAAAAUUUCAAGAUCAUUGGAAGCAUUGCAGCCUGUCGUACUGACGCCGCCGAAGUAUUUGGGACAGGAGCUUCUCGUCUACUACAAGAUUCAUUUGGGCGACUAUUCGCACUCCAAAGAGUACCUGCGGCGGGUACUCCUCAUGAUGAUCUUUUAGGGACAACUUCCAUUGACAAUCCCUAUUUUUAGACGUCAUUUUUUGAUGUUGAAAAAGAUGUAUUUCUAGAAAUCAUUUUCAUUCUAAAUUUAACAAUUUAGAAAUUAAAAUUUUUUAAGAAAAGUUUAUUGGCAUUUUAGUCAAGCCUGAUCGGUCCUAGACCGAAGACUUAAACUCUUAAAGUUUUAAGGUAGUUAACCUAACUAUUCAAGUUCUAAAGGGCGUUAGAAAAUAGUCUUAUGUUCGGACGGAAAAGCAAGAAGCCAGGAAGGGCAACUGUCCAAGAGAUUUACUACACUACCUACAUUUUAUCCAAUUCAGGCUCGUGAGUUACUUCCUGGAGGAGCCACAACAUUCGCGAUCUUCUACGACGAUCCAAAGGUAUGAUCUAACAUCUGAAAUGAGAAAAUUGGUAGCUUAGAUAGUAGCUCCAUACUCGCUUCGAUGUGCAGUGGGAGCCGUGAUUGGAGGUCUGAAUCUUCAAUGAAACCGUUAUUAUUCGAAUGAUUGCAGCUGAUGGAGAAACAGUUUACGAAGAGUUCUUCACGCAACGGUUCGAUAGAAGGGGCUACGGAAAAGGAGUUUUUUUCCCAAGGUUUUGAUGAUAAAAUGCAUCCAGCGGGAUAUUUCUAAUAAAAAGUAAUGUUAGGAAACAUUUUUUUUCUACUUUAUAUUUUAUUCGUGACGGCUUUUAAUGCAUUUGUCGCUCUACAGAUGAAGUAAUCAUUGAGGUUUCAUGCCUGUCUUUUUUUCGAUGCUUUCAAGAUGUUAAAAAGCAGAACCAAUUUUAAUUUAAAACUUCCUUUUGGAAUCCACGGUCAGAAAGUUUCCAGGUGACAAGAGCUGUCACAGCUAGUCAGGCAAACUCUCAUGAAAUUCUUUCCUCGGUUGUCUUGAACAAGAAAACCUACCCUGCACUCCGCGAUUUUAUCAGAGUAAGACACAACAAGUCCAUAAUAUAAAAUUUACUUCCAGGAGAACGAACUGGACGCUUCGAUCGCCGCUGAGUUCCACUCCGAAAGUGACAUCACCAUCGAGUUCCCUCUGGAUUCUGCUUCAGAAUUUUUCCUCAAAGAUGUGAGAUUUCGCAGCAGCCGUAUAACCGAGUUCAUUUCAGCACGUUGAAACUUGCGUCCUGACCAACCACUGA
Messenger RNA from Caenorhabditis auriculariae, 2588 nucleotides. The record is from the annotation of a GenBank genome assembly. Lineage: Eukaryota; Metazoa; Nematoda; Chromadorea; Rhabditida; Rhabditidae.